Penicillium salamii is the source of this 7224-nucleotide messenger RNA. The record is from the annotation of a GenBank genome assembly. Lineage: Eukaryota; Fungi; Ascomycota; Eurotiomycetes; Eurotiales; Aspergillaceae.
AUGUUGCACAGUGUGUCGGGCUCCUUGGAUACCGCGCCAUGCACCUUUCCAUCAGAAAAUCUCCCCGGGCGGGGAUUUCAAACCAUCCCACUCGACCUGUCUGGUUCCAGCUCGAACGCCCACGAGCUGCUACUCCAGGCGUGGGCAGUCGUUCUGCGAUACUACGUGGGCAGUGAUAUGAUCGCAUUUGGCAGAGUUGAUGGCAUUGACUCGUCAUCGCGACUCGCAGUUUGUCACGGCGACAUACCUGCCUCUGCGACACUCGAAGAACUAGUCGCCUCACCAUUGUCUGGGGAACCCACUAGUUUGUCCCUUUCAGAAUGGAUUUCCUCAAAUACCUUCAAUACGCUGGUGUGGAGCGGCGCAAAGCCCUCCCUCGAGAAAUUGGAAACAACUUCGUGCUGUCUGGCCCUCCUAGCCUCCGAAACCCCUUCAUUAGCCUAUGCUUCGCAUGCAAUUGGCAAACAAGUAGCCACCGCGGUAGCCGAAGCCGUGGUCCAUGUGGCCAAUAUAAUCACGACUGAACCUCAAACCACAAUUGGCGCAGUAGAUCUCUUUGGCGCCGCAUCAUGGUCUCAAAUUCAAGAAUGGAAUUCGACCGUUCCCAAUAUGAUUGAGGUGUGCAUGCAUGAUCUCAUCGAUGCACAGGCGAGAUCACGCCCCGAAUCCACCGCACUGGAAUGCUGGGAUGGAACCAUAUCAUAUGCGCAACUGAUGGACUAUACCUCUCGGCUAGGAAGCUUUUUGGUCACGCAAAAUGUUGGUCCAGAAGUCUUUGUUCCGGUCUGUUUUGACAAAUCACUCUGGGCUGUAAUCUCAAUGCUCGGAGUCAUGAAGGCUGGUGGUGCCUUCGUGUGCAUUGAUCCGGCACAGCCAGUCGAUCGCCUUGAAACUAUCAUCAGUGAGGUGGAUGCGCAGGUAACACUGGGUGCCCCGGUUUACCGUGAGACGCUAGCUCGCUUGGUACCAAAUGCCAUUGCAAUCGAUGAGAAUUUCAUUCUUGGUCUUCCACCCUCUUCUGAGCUGCCUCGCGUAUCUCCGAAAGAUGCUGCAUUCGCCAUCUUUACUUCUGGUAGCACGGGCAAGCCGAAGGGUAUCGUGCAUGAGCAUCGAACGAUGUGCUCUAGUGCCAAACGCCACGCUGCUGCGUUGAAUAUCAACAGUGGUACGCGUACCUUCCAAUUUGCUGCAUACACCUUCAUCGUCAACACCUUCGAGCUUUUCACGCCUUUGGUGGAAGGUGGCUGUGUCUGUGUGCCUUCCAAGGAGGAUAGGUUGGGACGCACCACUGGUGCGAUGCGUGAUUUGAACGCAAAUUGGGCGUGCUUAACCCCGUCUUUCCUGCGCUCGAUCAAGCCCGAGGACGCCCCACAACUUGAAACCCUUCUCUUGGCUGGAGAGCCGGUCCAGCAAGACAACUUGGAUACAUGGCGUCAUCGGGUGAAGAUGCUCAACAUGUAUGGUGCUUCGGAGGCCUCGAUUUGUGUCGCUGGUGACUUAUCGGGACCCGUUGGGCGCUCUACCAUUGGAACCGGAGCUGGCUGCACAACUUGGGUUGUAGAUACGGCUGACCACGAUCGUCUGGCCCCUCUGGGAGCAAUCGGCGAGCUAGUCAUCGAGGGCCCAAUCCUCGCUCGUGAGUAUAUUCAUCAGCCUGAGAAGACAGCCGAAGUCUUUAUCUCAAACACUCCGUGGAUGGAAGAGAUCCGUGGUGCUCUGCCCUCCCGUGCAUACAAGACUGGAGACUUGGUUCGCUACGGUACCAAUGGCAGUAUUAACCUCGUGGGACGGAAAGAUAUGCAAAUCAAAUUGAGAGGCCAGCGCGUUGAGCUUGAAGAGGUCGAGUUCCAUCUGCGCCAGAUCAUUCCUCGGGGAACUGAGGUGGCCGUCGGUCUUGUUAAACCUGUGGACCAACCCGACCGCCCCAUGCUCGCCGUGUUCGCAUCUGUCAAGAAAGCAUUCGGUGACGGUUUCUACCCCGUAAACGAGGAUGUCGCCGUGGACCUUGAAUCCCGCAUGGAGGGUUGGAAGUCUAAGCUCGCCGACUGUGUUCCAGGAUAUAUGGUCCCUUCCACCGUCGUCAAGCUCAACCAUAUGCCCUUGACCGCGUCUGGAAAGACAAAUCGCAAGGCGAUUGGUGACUUUGCGUGCACACUCACCAUUGCUGCCCUGACCGGGGCUGCUAAGAAGGAGCACAAGGAUCCAGCCACAGAUACCGGCAAGGUGCUGCGCAGCAUCUGGGCGGAAGUGCUGGAUCUGAAGAUAGAGUCCAUCUCCGCCGAUGACAGCUUCUUAUUGCUUGGCGGAAAUUCUAUUGAUGCAAUGAAAUUGGUCAACCUGGCCCGUGAUGCUCAAAUCGGCCUCUCCGUCGCGAAUAUCUUCACCUAUCCCGUGCUUGACGAGAUGGCAGAAGCGUGCUCGCAGCUGCUUGUCCAAUCGUUCGAGGACAUUCCUUUUGGCCUUGUCUCGGGUGACGUUGAUAACCUUAUUCAGCAGGCUGCUGUACAGUGCAAGGUUAGCCCGUCGGCGAUUGAAGAUCUAUAUCCCUGUACUGCUAUGCAGGAAGGUCUCAUGGCUUUGUCAGACAGCAGAGAGGGUGCAUACGUGGCCCAGCACAGAUUAUCCCUUGGCCCCUCUGUUGACCUGAACCGGUUCAAACAGGCCUGUCAAAAAGUGGUCGACUCCCAUCCUGUACUUCGUACGAGCAUCGUCUACCCUGAACAGUCCAGAGCCUUGCAGGCUAUCGUCCAGGGUGACAUUCAAUGGCGUAUUGCUGAAGACCUGGAGAGCUAUGUGAAAGAAGACAAAGCCUGCCCAAUGAGUGCCGGACAACCCCUUACUCGUUAUGGUCUGGUACCCAAUGGCGAGGAAUGGACAUUCAUCUGGACCGUUCACCAUGCUGUCUAUGAUGCCUGGACACUUGAUUUGACGUUUGAUCGCCUCGACAAGGCCUACAAAGAUCAGCCCGUUGAGCGUGAUACCUCAUUCAAGGAAUUCAUUCAACACGUUAUCAACACCGAUGGUGGGGCAUCUGAGAGCUUCUGGCGAGAGUACCUUGCUGGUGCCACUCGGAAUGAGUUCCCCUCGGCAGUAUCUACCUCCAAGCAGCCUGUUGCUGACUCUGAAGUCAAAUACAACAUGACACUGAACAGGACUGAUGGCCUUGCUGGCAUCACGCUUGCCUCAAUGAUUCGUGCCGCAUGGGGAAUCCUCAUUGGAUCCCACUCCGAAUCAAACGACGUUGUCUUUGGCACCAUUGUCUCCGGUCGCAAUGCACCCAUUGCAAACGCAGAUCAGCUCUUUGGUCCCGGUAUUGCCGCUGUACCUGUCCGUGUCAAGUACGAAGAGAACAACGACGCACUGACCAUUCGCGAGUUUGUCGGCGAUGUGCAGGAUCAAUCAACAAAAAUGAUCGCAUUUGAACAGGCUGGUCUGCAGCAUAUCAGACGUGUGAGUGCAGAUGCCACCGCAGCCUGUGACUUCCAAACCCUUUUGGUCAUUCAGCCUUCCAAGCAAAAGCACGUCGCAACCGAUGAGAUUGACCUGCGAGCUGCCUCCGAGGCAGAUGCAAACUUCGGUACCUAUGCUCUUACCCUAGAGUGCAGCCUCAGGCCCGACGGUGUUGGUUGCUCUGCCCAUUAUGACUCCAGCCUGGUUUCUCAAGGCGCAGUUGAGCGGAUCCUGGGCCAGCUAGAGAACCUACUUCACCAGAUGUGCUCCUCGUCCACAGAAACAAAGUUGAAUGAGCUUGUCUUCAUCAGCACCAAGGACCAAGAGAGUAUCCGUGGAUGGAACCAUCAUAUCCCGGCACCUAUCCACAAAACCAUUCACGAGAUGAUCGGGGAGCAAAUUGCCGAGCGCCCGAAUGAUGAGGCGGUUUGCUCUUGGGAUGGCUCUCUCACAUAUGCGGAACUGGACCAGCAUGCUUCUCGUCUUUCCAGGCGCCUUGCCCAGUUGAAUGUUCAACCCGAAAGCUUCGUUCCCUGCUGUUUUGAGAAGAGCCUUUGGGCUAUUCCAGCCAUGCUAGGUGUCAUGCGCGCAGGGGGUGCAUUCCUCAACCUAGACCCUUCUCAGCCUGCCAAUCGGAUUCAGCUCAUGAUCCGGAAGCUCAAAUCUCAGACCAUUGUCUGCUCCCCCAAACAAUAUGAUCUCUGCCGCAGUAUGGGCGAAGAGUUGAACAUUGUUGUCUUGGAUGCCAUGACCCCCGAGGAGUCACUUCCGGAAUCAACAGUUCCUGUUGGUGUGAAGCCUGAGAAUGCUGCCUAUGUCAUCUUCACAUCAGGAAGUACCGGAGAGCCCAAAGGAACUAUCAUCCAGCACGGGCACUAUGCCAUUGGCUCUGUGACCCACGCACCUGCUAUGCUGAUUGACAGCAAAACUCGAGCUCUUCAGUUCGCAUCAUUUACCUUCGAUGCUAGUCUGGUGGAGACGAUCACCAUCCUUAUCAUGGGUGGUUGUAUCUGUGUUGCAUCCGAGGAACAACGAAAGCGUGACGUUGCUGAGGCAGUUCGCGCAACAAGAGCCAACUGGGCGGCUCUGACGCCUUCGUUUGUGAACCUUCUGAACCCCGAGGAUGUCCCAUCAAUCAAGACCCUGAUCCUGGCUGGAGAGGCUAUGUCACAGUCCCACAUCGAUACCUGGGGAACCCGCGUACGACUCGUCAACGGAUACGGCCCAUCAGAGUGCUGCGUCGCGUCUACAUCCAAUAUCGACGUUGUGCCAGGUGUCAGCCCACGCAAUAUCGGUCGCUCGUGCUCGGGUGUGGCGUGGGUUGUGAUGCCUACUAACCACCACCGUUUGAUGCCCGUGGGAAGUGUUGGAGAGUUGGUCAUGGAGGGCUGGAAUGUGGGCCGCGGGUAUCUGGAUGAGCCGGCCAAGACUCAGGCCGCGUUUGUCGAGAACCCGUUGUGGAUGGAGUUGGAUGGCCAGCCGAGACCCCCCGUUGUUUACAAAACGGGAGACUUGGUGCGUUAUAAUGCAGAUGGCUCAUUUGACUUCCAACGUCGCAAGGAUACUCAAGUUAAGCUGCGCGGCCAACGUGUUGAGCUGGGAGAGAUCGAGUAUCGCAUCAAGCAAAGUCUUCCCGAAAAACCUCAUGCCGUGGUGGACAUCGUCUGUCCCAAAGAUGCCCCUGAUCAACCUCGCUUGGUGGCAUUCAUUCAGGUUCCCGCGUCAGAGGCGCGCCGAAAGCCAACUUCCAUUUUCAUGCUCAACCAGCCGGAGUCGAUGAUUCCUGAACCAAACCAACGGCAUGUGUCCUCUGUUUCUGGGCUUGAAGACCGACUCUCGGACUUCCUUCCUAUGCACAUGAUCCCCAGUGCAUAUAUCCCUCUGUAUCACAUCCCCAAGAUGCCUUCCGGCAAGGCAGACCGCAAGACCUUGAUCCGCCUUGGCAGCGGGUUGACGCAUCGUCGGAUGGCCGAGUACUCGGGAGCCACUGAGGAUGCCCGUCCCCCAACAACUGAAAUGCAAUUCACCAUGCAGGAGCUGUGGGGAGAGACUCUCAAGAUGCCUGCUGCGCAAAUCAGUCUGAAUGACAACUUCCUACGAUUGGGUGGCGACUCAAUCACUGCCAUGCGAUUGGCUUCUGCAGCGCGCACCAAGGGAAUCCCGCUGUCCACGGCCACCAUCUUCCAACAUCCCACGUUGGAGGCCAUCAGCGCCGUUGCUGAGACUCUUUCGCAUCAGCAACGGCCGCAGAGCUUUGAACCAUUCUCCAGUCUCAAGUCAAUCCCCAAGGAUAAACUUAUUGACGACAUCAUUACCCCUCAGCUCGGAGUGCCGGCUUUCCAGAUUGAGGAUGCUCUUGAAUCCACCGACUUCCAGUCUCUUGCAAUCAACGGUGGUCUCAAUCAGACCCGUGGCUGGAGCAACUACCUGAUCUUCGAUUUCGAGGGGCCAAUUGACCUCCGCAGAUUGCAAGUUGCAUGUGAACAACUUGUCGCUCACCAUGCCGUUCUUCGCACUGUGUUCUUGUCCACUGGAUCGGAACUCAUUCAAGUCAUUCUCCGCUCGGUCGCCCCGGAGUACAGCAUCCACAUCCAGGAUGAGGAAGACCCCACCGAGUCUCUCAUUCGUGAAGACCUUGCCAGACCACCCCACCUAGGCGAAGCCAUUGUGCGAUUUAUGCUUGUCAAGGAUGAUGCCACUCAUCACAGAUUGAUCAUGCGCAUCUCUCAUGCCCAGUAUGAUGGAAGCUCCAUGCCACAUCUAAUGCAGGACCUGCGGACAGCCUACCGUGGCGAGGACGUCCCCAAGCGGGCUCAAUUUGCUGACUUUGUGCGCAUGCAACUGCACACCAGUGAAGGCGCCCAGAGCUUCUACACGGAUAUGCUGGCUGGAUCUACUAUGACAUCGGUUGUCUCACACACCAAGUCAUCAGUUACCAACGUACUUAACACUAUGCUGGCUGAGAUGGUGCCUCUGGUGGCUUUCAAGGACCACAGCAUCACGGCUGCCACAGUGAUAAAGGCAGCCUGGGCACUUGUGCUGGCGGAUAUGGCAGCAACCGCAGAUGUUGUUUACGGACACAUGGUGUCGGGGCGUAAUUUGCCUCUGGACGGCGUGGAGUCAAUGAUGGGCCCAUGCCUGAACAUUGUGCCAGUGCGUGCCAAUAUGACAAAAAUGCACAAUGUCCUCGAUCUUCUGCGUGCCAUCCAGCAGCAACAGACCGAUACGAUCCCCCACGAAAGCUUGGGUUUCCAGCAGAUCAUUGACCAAUGCACUGAAUGGACCCCAGCGACACGGUUCAGCUCGGUCUUCCAGUACCAGGACUUCGGGAGUGAGGAAGCUAUCCCUGGUCAGCCUGUGCCUUUCGAAAGUGUUCUCAAGUGCACCCCGGGCUUCGUCUGUCCAGCCCCUGAUGCGUGUGACAUGUCCAUCCUAGCCACGCCUGUUGGUGAACAGAUCCGCGUCGAGAUGAUCUUCUCAAACCACUCCGUCUCGCGUGAGUUUGCGCAGGGAAUGUUGGACACACUUUCUGCCAAGCUCAAGUUCAUCUCCCACGAUGUCGAAGCCCCAUUGGCGACACAUGAGAUGUGCCUGCGGCAACCCCAGAUCCCUCUUCCUGAGCCUGGUAGCAACAGCAAUGGACUCAGCGGCGUUCUCAAUGCCGUGGUGAAUGGACUCGGCUCACAACCCAACGGUACCAAUGGAGUGGACGAGAGUCAGCAUGCCCAAAUGGACGGGAAAAUCGAUCUUUUGGCAUCGGUCCGCAUCAACUGA